CUCAGGCGGGCUCCGCUGAGAUCUGCUCUUUCGGUGCUCGACUCUCCUGUGCUGCUGCCGCCGCCGAAGGAGGGGCAAAGCUCAAGAUGGCGGACAAAACGCCAGGCGGCUCUCAGAAGGCCAGCUCAAAGACAAGAUCAUCAGAUGUUCAUUCUUCGGGAUCUUCAGAUGCACAUAUGGAUUCAUCUGGACCCUCAGAUAGUGAUCUGCCAAGUCGAACACGACCUAAGAGCCCCAGAAAACAUAAUUAUAGGAAUGAAAGUACCCGUGAAAACCUCUGUGAUUCUCCCCAUCAGAAUCUCUCAAGGCCUCUUCUAGAAAACAAACUUAAAGCAUUCAGUAUUGGAAAAAUGAGUACAGCUAAGCGAACGCUAAGUAAGAAGGAGCAAGAAGAAUUAAAGAAAAAGGAGGAUGAAAAGGCAGCUGCUGAGAUCUAUGAGGAAUUUCUUGCUGCUUUUGAAGGAAGUGAUGGUAAUAAAGUGAAAACAUUUGUGCGAGGAGGUGUUGUUAAUGCAGCUAAAGAAGAACAUGAAACAGACGAAAAAAGAGGUAAAAUCUAUAAGCCAUCUUCAAGAUUUGCAGAUCAAAAAAAUCCUCCAAAUCAGUCAUCCAAUGAAAGACCACCAUCUCUUCUUGUGAUAGAAACCAAAAAGCCUCCACUGAAGAAGGGGGAGAAAGAAAAGAAAAAAAGCAAUUUGGAACUCUUCAAAGAAGAAUUAAAACAAAUUCAAGAAGAGCGUGAUGAGAGACAUAAAACAAAAGGCAGGUUAAGCCGGUUUGAGCCUCCUCAGUCAGAUUCUGAUGGUCAGCGUCGUUCUAUGGAUGCGCCUUCAAGAAGAAAUAGAUCAUCUGGUGUUCUUGAUGAUUAUGCACCUGGCUCACAUGAUGUAGGAGAUCCAAGCACUACUAAUUUAUACCUUGGAAAUAUUAAUCCACAGAUGAAUGAAGAAAUGCUAUGCCAAGAAUUUGGAAGAUUUGGACCAUUAGCCAGUGUGAAAAUUAUGUGGCCUAGAACUGAUGAAGAAAGAGCAAGAGAGAGAAAUUGUGGCUUUGUGGCAUUUAUGAAUAGAAGAGAUGCUGAAAGAGCUUUAAAAAAUUUAAAUGGAAAGAUGAUUAUGUCUUUUGAAAUGAAAUUAGGUUGGGGUAAAGCUGUACCUAUUCCUCCACAUCCAAUAUACAUUCCACCUUCUAUGAUGGAACAUACGCUUCCCCCACCUCCAUCAGGACUGCCUUUUAAUGCGCAGCCUAGAGAGCGAUUAAAGAACCCCAAUGCUCCCAUGUUACCACCACCUAAAAACAAGGAGGAUUUUGAGAAGACUCUGUCGCAAGCCAUAGUCAAAGUGGUUAUCCCAACAGAAAGGAAUUUGCUCGCCCUGAUACAUCGCAUGAUAGAGUUUGUUGUACGUGAAGGGCCAAUGUUUGAAGCUAUGAUUAUGAACAGAGAAAUCAACAAUCCUAUGUUCAGGUUCUUAUUUGAAAAUCAGACACCAGCCCAUGUUUACUAUAGGUGGAAGCUUUAUUCUAUUCUGCAGGGGGAUUCUCCAACUAAGUGGAGGACAGAAGAUUUUCGAAUGUUCAAAAAUGGAUCUUUUUGGAGGCCACCACCGUUAAAUCCAUACCUGCAUGGGAUGUCAGAAGAGCAAGAAACAGAAGCUUUUGUUGAGGAGCCUAGUAAAAAGGGAGCACUUAAGGAAGAACAGAGGGAUAAGUUAGAAGAAAUCUUACGGGGAUUAACUCCAAGGAAAAAUGAUAUUGGAGAUGCAAUGGUUUUCUGUCUUAAUAAUGCUGAAGCUGCUGAAGAAAUAGUGGAUUGCAUUACUGAGUCAUUGUCCAUCUUAAAGACACCCCUUCCUAAAAAGAUUGCCAGAUUAUAUUUGGUUUCUGAUGUUUUGUACAACUCUUCAGCCAAAGUCGCCAAUGCUUCUUAUUACAGAAAAUUUUUUGAAACAAAGUUAUGUCAGAUAUUUUCAGACCUGAAUGCUACCUAUCGUACAAUUCAAGGCCAUUUGCAGUCUGAAAACUUUAAGCAAAGGGUUAUGACCUGCUUCAGAGCAUGGGAAGAUUGGGCAAUUUAUCCAGAGCCAUUUUUGAUCAAACUACAAAACAUUUUCUUAGGGCUUGUAAAUAUUAUCGAAGAAAAGGAAACGGAGGAUGUACCUGAUGAUCUCGAUGGUGCCCCCAUUGAGGAAGAACUUGAUGGUGCACCUCUUGAAGAUGUGGAUGGAAUUCCUAUUGAUGCUACUCCCAUUGAUGAUCUUGAUGGAGUCCCUAUAAAGAGUCUUGAUGAUGAUCUUGAUGGAGUACCUUUGGAUGCGACAGAAGACUCAAAGAAGAAUGAACCCAUAUUUAAAGUUGCCCCAUCAAAAUGGGAAGCUGUAGAUGAAUCGGAACUGGAAGCACAGGCUGUAACAACUUCUAAAUGGGAGUUAUUUGACCAGCAUGAAGAAUCAGAAGAAGAAGAAAAUCAAAAUCAAGAAGAGGAAAGUGAAGAUGAAGAUGAUACUCAAAGUUCCAAAUCUGAAGAACAUCAUUUGUACUCUAAUCCAAUUAAAGAAGAAAUGACCGAGUCUAAGUUCUCUAAGUACUCUGAAAUGAGUGAGGAGAAACGAGCUAAGCUUCGUGAAAUUGAGCUCAAAGUUAUGAAGUUUCAGGAUGAGUUGGAAUCUGGAAAAAGACCUAAAAAACCAGGCCAAAGCUUUCAGGAGCAAGUAGAACACUACAGAGAUAAACUUCUUCAACGAGAGAAAGAGAAGGAAUUAGAAAGAGAAAGAGAACGAGACAAGAAGGAUAAAGAAAAAUUGGAAUCUCGAUCUAAAGACAAGAAGGAAAAAGAUGAGUGUACUCCAACGAGGAAAGAAAGGAAAAGGCGCCACAGUACAUCCCCUAGCCCAUCUCGAAGUAGCAGUGGUAGACGAGUGAAGUCCCCAUCACCAAAAUCGGAGCGAUCGGAGCGUUCAGAAAGAUCUCAUAAAGAGAGCUCACGGUCAAGGUCAUCUCACAAAGAUUCUCCUAGAGAUGUUAGCAAAAAGGCCAAAAGAUCACCAUCUGGUUCAAGGACACCUAAAAGGUCUAGGAGAUCACGAUCUAGAUCCCCUAAAAAAUCAGGGAAGAAAUCCAGAUCCCAGUCCCGAUCUCCACACAGGUCUCAUAAAAAGUCAAAGAAAAACAAACACUGACAUAGCGUUCACAAUUUUUAAGAUGCUGUCACUUAUUGGAAAUGCGAUUUUGUUUUGUGCCUGAACAGUCUGUUUUUAAAAAAAAAAAAACAAAAAACAAAAAACAAAUGAAAGAGCAUUCCUGGGGUUUUUUUGUUUGUUUGUUUGUGAAUGCAUGUGUAAACUCAUGAGUAACUGCAUCUGUAGAAUUGUCAUUGUUUUAUAUUGUACAAAUUACUUCAGUUGUGGCCGUUUCUCAUAUAAUUUUUACUGUGUUAAUGAAUUUCAUCAGAAAUGUGUAUAAUGGAUCUGCUGGCAGUAGUAGUAUUUUGUUUUAGGAUAUUGUGACUUAGCAAAAAUAAUACAGAUGUCUACCCCCCCCCCUUUUGUAGCUUUGAAAAUUGGAAUUAGAUUUCAAAUAAAAUCUGAACAGAAAACUAUAAUGUUGUUUUUUUGCCCCACUGGUGACAGCAAGUCCCUUAAAGUUCUAAGUGAGUUUGGCACUACUGUUGUGUUUCUUUUACAUAAUGCACUUUACAAGCUCCAGUGUUCAAGUAGCUAAACUUCUGUAUUUACUAAGAUGGCUAUCAAAAUGAAAGAACCUGAGAUUCCUGUUUGGAAGGUUUGCCAACCAAUGUCUUCAUUAAGGUUCUCUUCCUUGGAUAAUACCAGUACCCAGAGAUAAAAGAUAGGUGGAUAUGGCAUGGUGCUUUGUUAAUGGAAUGCCUAGCUAAACCUUUUUUUUUACAAAUUAGAAGCAAUAUGAUUUCAGUACACCCAGCCCAUAUUCUGAGCAGCUACUUAUUUUUAGGGAAAAAUUAAAUUGCUAUCUUUUGAUUUUAUCUUCUAUCAUAAAAGACAUUUAUUUAUAAAAGAAAUUUUCCAACAAGAUUUGGCCACAGUAUAAAAGAAUUUUCCAACAAGAUUUGGCCGUUUUAUUUUUUGUAUGAUAGUUGCCUCUUUAUAGACCUCUUAAGCAGUCUUCAAACCCUGGUGUCAGAAUAUUUCUACAAGUUUCUGUUUAAAACACCUUAGUGUUUUAAAAGGAUGUGGUUUUAGGUAUAAUUUUAAGUAAAAUUUAAAAAAGUAAAGUGGUUUUUAGGAAAUGGAGUAUCCGUUACAAGGUGCAGAAAUUGCAAGGUGCAAUUCAAGAUGCAAAAAGUUGAUUUCAACUAUUUGCAUGGUUGAAAUCUGUUAUACAGCAGGAAUAAAAUUACUGUGGUAUGAGAAAUAAAAUUUGUGUAAUGGUUAAAUUUUCCUAUAAGUAUAAUGUAAUAAAGGGUUCUGUAGACUUGAACUGAUGCUACUGUUUGUGAAUUUUGCUAUUUUUCAUGUAGACACUUAAUUGUACAGUGGUUUGAUUUUUUUAAAUUUUUUUCCUAAUAGAGAGUGUAGGAAACUAUUUUGAUAAUAGAUUGUUUUGAUUUAGGUUGAUUUUUUAAAAAUUUUGUCUAGUCACAAAAUAAAUACUGUACCCACAAUUUAGGGAGUAGCUCUGUUAGCUGAGCACUACUGUGUUAACUGAGCAUGCUUCUUCCAAACCGGGCAAAUCUACAACAGCUUUGGAAAUCAGCCAGUCAGAUUAUUUUGCUUAAUGGUUCUUAUCAGCAUGCAAUAUUGCUUGAAUACUUAUUCCCUUAUCAUUCGUCCAUUUUGUUAGGAAAUGUUAAUUCCUAAAAGUUGCUCAGAAUAAUUAAACGUGAACAUUUGGUGCUGAUUUUUAAAAACCUAUAAAUAUAGCCAUUUAUAAAGCAACAUGUUUUUCUCCCCCGUUCAUUGCCUGGGAGAGUGUAAUUUUAUAUAAUCUUCCUUUUCUUGCAAAAAGUAGCAGUAGUGUUGAGUUGCUGUUGAUUUUGGCAUUCCAUCAUUCACCGUUGUCUAGUGUAGGCUUAGAAUAAUUGGUCAGGUAAUGGUUUUGCCAUUCAAAUUUCAAGGAAUGCUUAUUUCUCUCCCUUCUUAAAAAAUAUCCUAGAGAAGCAGCAGAAAAUCUUAAGUCAGUUUUGGGUGCUUAUUUGUAAUGUGUUUCUUACUGCAAUGGAAUUUAGCACUUGUCUUUAUCUGGCUCCAGACACAACUAUUACAGUUUAUUUUACAGUGAGUGAGGCUGGCUUCCAUUUGUGGUGGGAGGAUUGCUUACGCCUGAUAGAAAUGUAUUUUCUGUGCAGUCUAUUAAUGUAUGUAUUAGAUUAUAUUGAAUUUUUUUCUUGAAUUGCAAAUGGUAGAUAGGUUAUUUCCAAUUUAUCUUUAAGAGAAAAUAUUUAGAGUGUUUAUUUCCUCCUGGAUUCACUGAAAGUUUAAUGGGAUCAGAAACUGGUAAAUUGUGAAGGGGGGAGAUAGUCUACCAUAUUUUUAUAAUAGCAUAUUAUUCAACUGUUUCCCAUGUAAAGAACACUCUUAAGUUACGUAGUAAAAUUCUAGAGGUUGACUAAAAUGUUCAUAGGCAUGACUUGUAGUUAACAGGAAGUACCCUGCUCCAGCUCUGUAAUAGACAGUUAUUGUUCUCUACCACAGCUACAUGGAAGAGGAAAUCCCUUGCCCACUCCUCUUAUAGAGGAGUGUCAGGCUCUCUCCUCUCUAACCUAAUGUUUAUACACAGGGGUUCCUUACCAGAUUAAUGCCAUUCUUAACGCCUCUCCCUUCUACAGGUGGGAGAAAGAAAAUAAAUGGUAGUCUAAUUCUUACCUGAGAGAGUCCUAUAAUUGAAGAGGAUCAUGUUUGUGAAUCUUUUCGUUGGCAUUGUAUUUCUUUGUUACUGCUAGUAAGUGAAUGGGGAUUUCUGAUCUGCAGUAUGUUGAGAUGUUAGAGAUAAAGAACUAAAAAACAAAACUCUGUGACCCAAAAGAAUGCUUUUAUUUGGCUCAGAAUGUUCUAGGCUUUUCUGCUAAAGUUUGCAGACAGUACUGUACGCUGACCUAAUUUUUUUUUCAUUGCAGACCAUUCCCAUGGGCUUACCCUGAGACUUUUAACCCAAUUAAAAAAAAAAAAAACUCACCA
Trichechus manatus latirostris (Florida manatee) is the source of this 6149-nucleotide messenger RNA. It is a transcript of the gene U2SURP, whose product is annotated as U2 snRNP associated SURP domain containing. Bases 87 to 3176 code for a protein of 1029 amino acids. Lineage: Eukaryota; Metazoa; Chordata; Mammalia; Sirenia; Trichechidae. The record is from RefSeq and is a predicted model, not a curated record. The transcript is spliced from 28 exons. Gene Ontology annotation, biological process: RNA processing. Gene Ontology annotation, molecular function: RNA binding. Gene Ontology annotation, cellular component: nucleus.